This is a messenger RNA of Gallus gallus (chicken), 5731 nucleotides long. It is a transcript of the gene ZBTB14, whose product is annotated as zinc finger and BTB domain containing 14. Gene Ontology annotation, molecular function: DNA-binding transcription factor activity, RNA polymerase II-specific; RNA polymerase II cis-regulatory region sequence-specific DNA binding; protein binding. Gene Ontology annotation, cellular component: nucleus. Bases 2351 to 3697 code for a protein of 448 amino acids. The record is from RefSeq and is a predicted model, not a curated record. Gene Ontology annotation, biological process: regulation of transcription by RNA polymerase II. The transcript has 2 exons. NCBI's taxonomy places the organism in Eukaryota, Metazoa, Chordata, Aves, Galliformes, Phasianidae.
GCGCGCGCGCGGGCGGCAGGUAAGCGCCAGCCCUCCCUCCCUCCUCCCCCACCCCCCCCCCCCCCUCCGUUGCGCUGCGCGCGCGCGCCCCCUUCCCUCCCUCUUCCUUCUCCUUUCCUCCCUCCGCUCAGCGCUGCGCCGCCUCCAGCACCGCGGCGGCCACCGGAGCAGCUCUGCCCCGCAACAAAGGGGCGCGCGGCCGCGGCCCGGAGGCGGGAAGCACGAGGAGAGCGCCGGGGCGGGCGGGGGGAGCGCGCAGCCCCGCGAGGCGCGGGAGUGCGGCCGCCGCUGCUCGCGGGCGCCCCCGGCGGCGGGCCGGCAGCGCGGGUUCCCGUGGAGCGGCGGCGAGCGGGCCGCGGAGGCCCGGCUGGGCUGGGCUGGGCCGGGCCCCGGCGGGAGCCCGCCCGCGCCGCGUCCUCGCCGGCGGGUGCGUGGAGCGGGCGUGCGCCCGGCUGCGGGCGGGCACGGGCACGGGCACGGUGCGCCGCUGUCCUGUGGAGCGAGAGGGAGCCGGCGCCGGCAGGAGCUGCGGCGACGGUCACGAGCUCAGAUGGAAGUCCCGGCAGCAGCCGUGGUCACAGCAGUGAAAAAGCCCUGUGAGGGGACGGACGGGUCACCCCGUGCCAUAAGUAAUUCGGUAGCAACGGGGUGCUCCUCCAGUUUGCUGCAGCGCUCCAGUCAGGUGCCUGCUGCAAACCGCUGCGGAGUUUGGUUUCUUUCCCCGAUCUCAAACUCCUGAGUGCUCACCAACACGACUUUAAGCCAGUUAAUCCUUCUGUAAUUGGCUGCCUUUUAGCAAGUCUCAACAGAAUCGCAGCAAAACUGUGUGUUGUUUAAUGAAGAUAGAAGGGAUCGCUGCUGGAUUGACUGCAGUGGCGCUUUGCCGUGUGCUCAAAAAGGAAGCAGGGCUUUUCCCAGCUUGCAAAGAGCUGUGGAUCCUGUUGGGAUAGUCGGUCAUGCCGUCAUCUGCACUGGGUUGAUGGAUUGGAUAUAAGGACCAAACAUUUAUUGUAAGGGUGGUGAGGCACUGCAACAGGUUGCCCAGAGAGGUGGUGGAUGCCCCAUCCCUGGAGACACUGAAGGUCAGGCUGAACGGGGCUCUGAGUGACCUGACCUAGCUGUAGGUGUCCCUGUUCACUGCAGGGCAGUUGGACUAGAUGGCCUUUGAGGGUCCCUCUCAAUUCAGUUGCUUGAUUCUAUGAUGCCUCAUCCUAGAUUAGCAGAGCCAGCCCAGGAAAACACACACAAUAUUUCUUAGUUUUCUUUUGCCUGUUUCACAUAUUUAUACGCUCCCUUUCUGACUUUGUCUUCCUUUCUGAUCAGUCCUAACAUCUGAUUACAUAGCACAAAUAAUUUUAGCAUUCUUUUUUUUUUUUUUCUUUUCUUUUUGAAAGUUGUUGAUGCCAUGUGCUGCAAAAACUGUUGUCUGAUGCUGAGUGUUUCCACAUCAUAUUAAACACCCAUUGCCAGGGGUGGAGGUUGCAUACCUGCCAGCUGCUUCCGUUUCAUAUCUGGUCAGGGGUAAAUAGGAGCUGAGGAGUGGCAUUCCCAGUAGCUGCAUGACAGGUGAUGGAGGGAGGUGUCUGAACCGAAUAUUGGCUUACCUGAUCAAGUGGUUAGCAACCCUACCUAUGACAGGGGAUUGGAGUUCAAUGAUUUUUAAGGUCCCUUCCAUCCUAAGCCAUUCAAUGAUUGCCUUCCUCCCCCAUGUGUUUCCUGCCCCUUUUGCAAGGGGCUGCCUGUUGGAGAUUGGGACUAAUAUCAGUUCUGUAUUUUUCAGUGUUCCUUUGCUGUUCAAACAUCUCCACUGUGUGUUUUGAGAUCUGAUAUCCUGGUUGUUACUGGGCAUGCAUCCAUCUGUUGCCCAAUGUGCCAUCCUUAGGGCUGUUUGCCUGCUUGCCUUGCUCUUCUCUGGUCUUGCUCACCUCACUAACUCAACAGAAAACUGUCCACUUUUUGAUGGACUAGUAGAUUGAUUUUCUUGAGUCCUGUAGAGGUUUUACUGACUUUUGGAUCUAGGGAAAAGUGAGUAGCAGGAAAGCAGUCAGAGAAGUGAAGAAGCCAGAAGAAAGUAAACAUGGUUUAUGACAACAGAACUAUCAUCAGAUGAGUUUGUGCAGUCAUCUGUAGAAUCUGUCUAAAUAAUAACUGAGUGUUUUAGCACUGUGCGUGGUAUCAUUUUAAAUAAUUGAAAAUGCCAUGCUUUAAUGCGCUAAUGUAAAACAGAUUUUAUCAUUUCUUAAUAUGUUAAUGUCUUUCUGUCUUUCAGGCUGAAGGUGGCCUAUUGUAAGGGUUAAUCAUCCGUCAAAUAUUUAAUAAUUGUUUGUUCAGAAAAUUUCCUGCAUUGUUCAUGGAGUUUUUCAUCAGUAUGUCUGAAACCAUUAAAUAUAAUGAUGACGAUCACAAAACUGUGUUCUUGAAAACAUUAAAUGAACAACGUUUGGAAGGAGAAUUUUGUGACAUAGCUAUCGUGGUUGAAGAUGUUAAAUUCCGAGCACAUAGGUGUGUGCUUGCUGCCUGCAGUACCUACUUCAAAAAGCUUUUCAAGAAACUAGAAGUCGAUAGUUCUUCAGUAAUAGAAAUAGAUUUUCUCCGUUCUGAUAUUUUUGAGGAAGUUCUUAAUUACAUGUACACCGCAAAAAUUUCUGUUAAGAAGGAAGAUGUAAAUUUGAUGAUGUCUUCAGGCCAGAUUCUUGGUAUUCGUUUUCUGGAUAAACUCUGCUCUCAAAAACGUGAUGUAUCUAGUCCUGAAGAGAACACACAGUCCAAGAGCAAGUACUGUCUGAAAAUAAACCGUCCUAUUGGGGAACCUAACGAUACCCAGGAUGAUGAGGUAGAAGAGAUUGGAGAUCACGAUGACAGUCCAUCAGAUGUGACAGUGGAAGGAACUCCCCCCAGUCAGGAAGAUGGGAAAUCACCAACCACUACCCUGAGAGUUCAGGAGGCGAUUCUGAAGGAGCUGGGAAGCGAAGAGGUUCGAAAGGUAAACUGCUAUGGCCAAGAAGUAGAGUCUAUGGAAACAACGGAAUCGAAAGACUUAGGAUCUCAAACACCUCAGGCUUUGACGUUUAAUGAUGGCAUAAGUGAAGUGAAAGAUGAACAGACACCAGGCUGGACAACAGCAGCUGGGGAUAUGAAGUUUGAAUAUUUGCUUUAUGGUCAUAGGGAACACAUUGUAUGUCAGGCUUGUGGUAAGACCUUUUCUGAUGAAGCACGACUGAGAAAACAUGAAAAGCUACACACUGCUGAUAGACCAUUUGUUUGUGAAAUGUGUACAAAGGGCUUUACCACACAAGCUCAUUUGAAAGAGCAUCUGAAAAUACACACAGGUUACAAGCCUUACAGUUGCGAGGUAUGUGGAAAGUCUUUUAUUCGUGCACCGGACUUAAAAAAGCAUGAAAGAGUUCACAGUAAUGAGAGGCCAUUUGCAUGCCACAUGUGCGAUAAAGCUUUCAAGCACAAGUCCCACCUCAAAGACCAUGAAAGAAGACACCGGGGAGAGAAACCUUUUGUCUGCGGUUCCUGCACUAAAGCAUUUGCUAAAGCAUCGGAUCUAAAAAGGCAUGAGAACAAUAUGCACAGUGAAAGAAAACAAGUUACUACAGCCAAUUCCAUCCAGAGUGAAACAGAACAGUUACAGGCAGCAGCUAUGGCUGCUGAAGCAGAGCAGCAAUUGGAAACUAUAGCUUGUAGUUAAAAAAAAAGAAAAAAGAAAAAAAGAAAAAAAAAAAAAAAGACCCAGAAACUUUAUCAAAAAUAAUAUAAGAUAAUAAAAUGAACAAAAUCUAUUGUUGGUAUACAUUUAGACCGAUAAUUAUCUUUUGAAAAAAAAAAAAACAAAACAACUAUUUUUAGAGGAUUUGAAUGCUACAUAGGAACAGAAAGCAUUGUUUGGUUAGGUAUUUUAAAAAAUUCAGAGAUGGGUAUUGUUAGAGCAUAAAAUAGUUUUGUUGUCAUUAGCAGUAUAAUGCACUAAUACCUGAUUUAUUUUAAGAUUAUGAUCAAGUUCUCUAUAAAACAGGGAUCAUCACUGGAGGAUGUUUUGCUUUAUCAAGUAUGGAAUACUGCAUACAGUAUAGACAUCAAAAUCAGUGAAUGAUGUCUAAAAAUGCUGAUAUCUCAUAAAAUUAGAAACGCAGAAAGGAAAUACUUGUUUUUCAUAAUUUUGAAGGUGUUACGCUUACAGUUGUUGAGAAACAAGCAAUGAUUCCCUAUACUUUUUAAUUCCUCCUUUUUUUUUUCUUAACCUAAAGUAGGUGCUAGAGGUUAGUACAACAGGGUAAUGGGGGACUGUGAUCAAAAUUAUAUUUCUUCUUUUUCCACUCCCUCAAAUACCCUUUCAUUUUAAUUGAGGUGGCAAGUUUUAUUAAAUAGGAAGUACUCGCUUUCCUAAAAAAACUGCAUUAUUCACUGUGGUCCAGGCUGGCAAAGAAGGGUCGUUGCACUUGCCAGUCCUUCUAUGGGAAAAAAGUGUCUGUGUUAGUUCGGAAAUCUUAUGUAGGCCCCAGGAGAUGAAACAGAACCACAAAGGAAAAAAAGGUGCAGCAUGGAGAAAAAGAUAUUUUCCUUACUGGGACCUGGUAGAAAUGAGUUAAAGCUCAUUUACAGCCUGACAUGGUAGCUUCUGUUAUACAGCUUUCACUCCAGCUAACCUAGCACAGUCAAGGCAAAGAGCAGCACAGGAAGAUUAACUGCACUGGCAAGUGACCGAAAUUCACUGCCAGACCUCAGAGCACAGCCAUGGCCUAUUGCAUACCUACCAGCAGUGUUCAGACUGGGGUUCUCUAUCUUAGCUGACCGUAUCAGCUUGUAAGUCCUGCUCACCUUUAAAGAAUUCCACCUUCUGGCGUACUGCCAUUCAGCAAGAAGGAGACUUCAUUGGUUGAUUUCAGUCUUAAUUGAUUCAGAAUCAUUGUUCACUUGUAGUCUGUUACCUAGAGUUGCCUGUCAUGGUUUUUUUUUUGUUUUUUUUCAGACUAGCUGCUGCCAAUUUAACUGUUAACUCACACAGUCAACAAAAUAAGUCAUCUUUGGAUUGCAGUCUGCUAUGUGUAGUUAACAAGCAAAGACACAAAAACAGCGAUAAUGUGAUCCAAAGGGAUAUCAAGCCUUUAUUUAAAAUUUGUAAAUACUCAACUGUUGUCAACACUGCAUUUGAAGUAGGAAUGGGCAAAAAUGCAUUGUUUUUGGCACAUGAUUGGACAACAUUGAUCAUUUGCGAUACCUAUAGUAUAUGAAAGUGUUAGACCAGUUUCUGGUAAGUUACUGUGUAGUAGAUCACAUUUUGCAUUUCUAAAUAGAAAUUGAAAAUAGCAUUUUUGGAACUGCUCUAUGAAACUUUGCUUAUUGCUUUUUUUUUCUUUUUUUCUUUUAUACAGCUUCAUUUUUUUUUCAUGUACCCAUCAGGUUAAGCAGUUAUCUUAAAAUGCCAAUAAUCGUUUGAAAGCUGGUCUGUAAAUAAAACGUGAAUUUAAUAUUUUAGAAAAUGUAAACUUUGGACCUUUACCAAUAUAUUUUUUUAAAAUGUUGCUUCAUUUUACAUUCAGUAAUAUUAGUUUGUAAACAAACUAUACAUUUUGUAUCUGUGCAACAUCAGAGGAUGUGUAUUCAUUGCAUUUUAUUGGUUCUCUUGAGGAACAUGAUAAAUGACCAUUGUUAAAAUGUUUUAUUGUAUAUGAUCACAGAUAAAGAUAGUAGGUCCCGAAUGGGAUCUACUUUUUCUUUCUAAGAA